Messenger RNA from Ictalurus furcatus (blue catfish), 4776 nucleotides. It is a transcript of the gene zmpste24, whose product is annotated as zinc metallopeptidase, STE24 homolog. Gene Ontology annotation, molecular function: metalloendopeptidase activity. Gene Ontology annotation, cellular component: endoplasmic reticulum membrane. NCBI's taxonomy places the organism in Eukaryota, Metazoa, Chordata, Actinopteri, Siluriformes, Ictaluridae. The transcript has 10 exons. Bases 1049 to 2461 code for a protein of 470 amino acids. The record is from RefSeq and is a predicted model, not a curated record. Gene Ontology annotation, biological process: CAAX-box protein processing.
CUUAGUGGUUAGCACGUUCGCCUCACACCUCCAGGGUCGAGGGUUCGAUUCCCACCGUGGCCCUGUGUGUGCGGAGUUUGCAUGUUCUCCCCGUGCUGCCGGGGUUUCCUCCAGGUACUCCGGUUUCCUCCCCCAGUCCAAAGACAUGCAUGGUAGGCGGAUUGGCGUGUCCAAAGUGUCCGUAGUGUAUGAAUGAGUGUGUAAAUGUGUAUGUGAUUUCGCCUUGCGAUGGAUUGGCACCCUAUCCAGGGUGUACCCCACCUUGUGCCCCAUACUCCCUGGGAUAGGCUCCAGGUUUCCCCGUGACCCUGAAAAGGAUAAGCGGUAUAGAAGAUGGAUGGAUGGAUGGAUGGAUAUUAUUAAUUAAUUCAAAUUUACACCUGAUGGCGGAUGCGUUACAUGUAGGGUAGCAGAUACUGUUGAACAUGUCAUCUUACGGUUGUACACUGUAUAAAAUGCAGUGAAGAAAGGGAUGGGAAGAACUAUACCUAACUGGUAGGUAGGAGAGGAAUUUAGAAGAAAAAAAAAAAAAGAUGGUGCAGGAAAGAAAGCUUUCUACAGCUUGAUGUAUGAAUCUGGGUUAGACAAACGUAUAAACAUUAUUAUUAUUAUUAUUAUCAUCAUCAUCAUCAUAAUCUAUUUAUUUAUGUAUUUAUUUUUUAUUCCAAAACGUCAUCAAAUGUACAGAAGACAAGGCGGAACAAAAAAAAAACCCACGUGUUCUUGUUUCCACCCGAACGCAAUUUUUGGGUUGCUCACUACAUUUCAUAUGAAUGGAACUGGGAAAUAGCAACACGAGCAUGACUUGAUAUUGUCCGUGAAUUUCAGGACCUUUAAAAAAAUCACUUGAAUUACAUUUUUCAUAAGUGUUUCCACUUGUAAGUGCUGCUGAGUGGAGCGGUGCAGUCACUGGAGCUGACACAGGUUAUAGCUUCACUUAGCGAGGCAGAGCUAGCUACCGUUUCCUUGACUAGCCGCGGUAACGCUAUAUCACCGUCCAGCUGUGUCACUGAUACAAAAACUAAUAAUAAUAAACGGUGGGGGAAAAAUGUUGAAAGAAAUCCUCGACCUGCCUCCUGAGGAUAAAAUAUUUCACGCCGUCCUGGUGUUCUCAUGGACGGUUUAUCUUUGGGAGGCCUACCUCUCAUACAGACAGAGGAAGAUCUACAGCUCCGCCACGCAUGUGCCCACUGAGCUGGGGAAGAUUAUGGACGCUGAGACGUUCGAGAAGUCGCGCCUCUACCAGCUGGACAAGAGCAACUUCGGGUUCUGGUCCGGACUUUACUCUGAGACCGAGGGAACGCUCAUCCUGCUGUUUGGAGGCAUCCCAUUCCUCUGGAAGAUCUCGGGAAGCCUGACCGGUCACUUCGGCCUCGGCCCGGAGUACGAGAUCUCCCAGUCGUUGGUUUUCCUGAUGCUGGCAACGUUGUUCAGUGCCAUCAUGGGACUGCCGUGGAGUCUCUACAGCACGUUCGUCAUCGAGGAGAAGCAUGGCUUUAACCAGCAGACGUUAGGCUUCUUCCUGAAAGAUGCUCUGAAGAAGUUUGCGGUGACUCAGUGCAUUCUGCUGCCCGUCACCUCUCUGCUCCUGUACAUCAUAAAGAUCGGCGGGGAUUAUUUCUUCAUCUACGCCUGGCUCUUCACACUCGUCGUCUCUCUGGUUCUGGUCACCAUCUACGCCGACUACAUCGCCCCGCUGUUUGAUAAGUUCACCCCGCUGCCAGAAGGAGAACUGAAGACUGACAUCGAAAGCAUGGCCAAGUCCAUCGACUUCCCGCUCACCAAGAUCUAUGUCGUAGAAGGCUCUAAAAGAUCCUCGCACAGCAACGCUUACUUCUACGGUUUCUUCAAGAACAAGCGCAUUGUGCUGUUCGACACGCUGCUGGAAGAUUACUCGCCUCUGAACAAGAAAAACGACGGAGAGUCCGCCAGCGAACCGGACAAGAACGAGGAGACGGGAGACGAGACCAAGCUCCAACCUAAGCACAAGAAGCAAGGCUGCAGUAACCCAGAGGUUCUGGCGGUUCUCGGCCACGAAUUGGGACACUGGAAACUGGGCCACACGGUGAAGCACAUCAUUAUUAGCCAGGUGAAUUCGUUCCUCUGCUUUUUCCUGUUCGCCGUUCUGAUUGGACGGCAAGAGCUCUUCAUGGCCUUCGGCUUCCACGAUAACCAGCCGACUCUCAUUGGGCUGCUGAUCAUCUUCCAGUUCAUCUUUUCCCCCUACAACGAGCUCCUGACGUUCUGCCUGACUGUGCUGAGUCGCAGGUUCGAGUUCCAGGCAGACGCGUUCGCACGAGCCAUGGGCCGAUCGACUGAGCUCUGCUCGGCUCUCAUCAAGCUAAACAAAGACAACCUGGGCUUUCCCGUGGCCGAUUGGCUCUUCUCAAUGUGGCACUAUUCCCACCCUCCACUGCUGGAGCGACUCAGGGCCAUCAAGGACACGAAGAAGCAAGACUGACAGUUCCACCAGGGGGCGCCACAUUCAUCAUCCGCCCCUCACAGGAAGGGCCUCAGGUGGUCACUUGUGGCUGUCUGAAGAAAGGAAAAAAGUCUCUCUCUCUCUCUCUUAAUAUUUGUCUUGUAUUCCCUUAAUUUUGAGGGUUUGUUUCACAAAUUUUGUACCUGUUUUAAUGAGUUGCCUUUAAUUGGACUUGUUUACAUCCAAACAUUAAUUAUAUUUUCCUCAAUUUUGUAGCCUUGAUUUUGCCCAGGAGAGAGACAGCAUGAGGUAAAACACCUCAUUUAACCUUGUCAGCAAUGAGGAACACCACCUUACAAUAAUGCCUGGCCUGGUUCUUGUAAAAAUUAUUUCACUAGAGUAAUCUGGGUCAUUUGCUUUUUUUCUUUUAGAAAAAAAUUAUCUUGACCAUAUGUGUAAAUUCCAGUGUUUAAUUUUUUUUUUCUUUUUUUUUUUUCUUUUAAAUUCAGGGCAACUUAAAAAAAAAAAAAAAAAAAAAAAAAACUACAUUUAAGAACUGUUGACAGUAGUAGUAGAAAUCUGUUGAAAUUUUUUUUUUUUACAGUUUAGUUUCUUUUUAAUUUGAGUGCCUCUAGUGUAUGGCUGAGUGUGCAGGAGUGUAUGUGACGGAGGGGGACCCGAUGACCUUAUCCAAUCCCUUUUAUUUUUUUUCCUCCUUCAUGUCUUCAUUAGAUGAAACCCAAAGCGUUAACUUUACAGGGACGCCUCGUUGCUUGUCCUCAACCAGCCAUAGUUUCUAAAUGUAUUUCGGUGUCACGUCACAGACACCGCCUUGAGAAAAGGCUUUCAUUGCAGUGGAUUAUGGUUUGCAUGCUAGAAUUAAGAAUCCACUCCUUCCCCGCGUAAAGAACAGAACGUGUCGGGAUAAAGAAAUCAGAAAGGAUUAGAAGAGCGGGACGAAGCCAUAAUCGAGGAUUAAGCACAGGAUUAAGAUAACAAUUGAUUUGCGCAUCUCAGGAGUUCCGUAUAUACUCUAUAUAGUGCACUAUGUAUUGUGUUUUCCCUAUGUCAAAGCGAUUUCAGAUUUGGCCACCCUGUAAGCAAAGCUCGCUUUGGAAAUCAUCGUUUGCCGUGUUUGAUGUGAUGUUUGUGAACGUACAGUCUCAUGAAUAAAAAAAUCUUCACUCAGCAAAUUUGCCAUGGUGUCUUCCUGCUGUUAUUAGUUCUACUGAAAUGAACUGUUCUUCUACACAUUUUCUAUGUGAACCCUAGAGCCAAAGUGUCCAACACACCAAACUAAUACUGGGUAGGACCGGUUUUACUCUCGGAGAAACCUCAGCUCUUUGUGGCUUUGAAUCUGCAAGGUUCUGGUCCGUUUUGAUAUGAUUACAUCACGUAAGAUGAAGAUUUUGUACCACAAGCCUUAAAGCGCUCUAUUGGAUUCAGAUUUGGUGACUAGGGAGACCAUGGAAGCGCUGGACGUAGCCGAUGUGAGAUUGGUAAUAGGGAUGUACGUGGUCAGCAACAAUACUCACUGUGCCUGUGACGUUCCAACAAUGCUGUCGGUAUUAAGUUUAUGGUAAAUUACCAAGUUUACCAAGAAAACCUUCUCCACACCACCAACAGCAGCCUGACGUUUUAUAUGGAAUAUUUUCCACAAUAUUCGAGUUUUUUGAGAUGCAUCUGUAUAGUUACACUUCCGUAGUCUGAAGCUAUAUCGGAUCGUUACCUCGUCUCAUUUAAAUUGCGUACUGAUCGUCAUAAUCGCACCCUGCCACGCUACCGCGUCAGACGUACAUUCACGUCAGCUACUGCACAGAGUUUCAUCAAUAACCACCCAGAAUUAUCAACUAUAAUCGGAUCACCGUCUGAUCCCAAAGAACUUUGGAUCAGGCGACUGAAUGCUUAGAGUCAAAGUUCUGUUACAUGCUAGAUAAAGGUAGCUCCACUUAAAAGGAAAAUAAUUAGUCAGAAAAAGCUAGCACCCUGGUAGAACGAUCACACGCGCACCUUAAAGCAGACCGCUGGACAAUUAGAACGUAAAUCGCGUCGACCUAAAUUGGUAGCAUUUCAAACAGCACGGAAGGAGAGAACUAUAGAAAAUCUCUAUAUCAGCGCUGCUAGAUCGGUCAAUCUCUCCAUCUUAAUAGAAGAUAACAAAAACAACAAUCCUAGAUUUCUUUUCAGCACAGUAGCAAAAUGAACUAGGAAUAAAUCCACCACAGAAACAUGCACAGUCAUUAUAUAAUGAAAUUCAGACUAUUUAUUUAAAACCAGACGGUUUUUAUAACUAACCCUCUGGAUAAUAAUACAGCAAUAUCAGAUCAAUGAUUAGAAGGUUUGACUCCCCUUAG